AUGCAUGAGGAAGUCACUAGCCCUUUUACAGAAGUUGCAUCAAAUGCAGUAGCAUUAGCUUCUACCAAUGAAAAAUGCCAAAAAUUGCCAAUUACUAAGUGGCUUUUAAGAGCACAAAUGAUUCCUGAGCGACGAUCAGAAGAGUUGUAUGAAUUAAAACACGUUCCUAAUUGCAUACAUUGUCAUGCCGUAAGAUUUGAAUACGAACCUAAGACAUUUUGUUGUGGCAAUGGAAAAGUUAGAGUUGCGACUAUUGAAAUGCCAGAUGAAAUGUAUGACAUGUUUGUCUCUGAAUCAGAAGAAGCUGUAACAUUUAGCAAGAAUAACCGUGCGUUGAAUUGCAUAUUCUCUUUCACCUCAUUAGGAGUGAAAUUAGAUAAGGAUCUUGCAUCUGCAAAGCGUGGGGUUUACACUUUUCGAGCACAAGGCAUGAUAUAUUCUGGAGUGACAGCAGUUAAGUAUCUAUACAAGUAUAUCUACAAAGGGCAUGACAGAGUGGCUGUUAAUAUCUCACAGAAUGAUGAAGAAAAUAAUAUUGAUGAGAUCAAUGAAUAUCAAGAUGCUCCAUGGGUCUCGUCUCAAGAAGCCAUUUGGAGAAUUUACGAAUUCAAUUUGAAUGAAAUAGCUCCACCAGUCAUUGACCUCCAUCUUCAUCUACCUAACCAACAAUGUGUCACUUACUGGGCAAAUCAAAAUUUGAGCAACGUCCUCAAAUGGGACCAUGUGUCUAAGACAAUGCUCACCGAGUAUUUUCCAAUGUGUUCGAGAAGUGAAAAAGCGCGAAAAUACCUUUACAAGGAGUUCCCAGAAUAUUACGUAUGGGACAAGCAAGGUAGAUGUUGGUCUGAAAGAAAGAAAAUGGAUGUGAUAGGGCGUUUACAUGGUGCAAAUCCUAUUGAAGAAGAACGGUAUUAUCUUCGAUUACUAUUGAAUCAUGUAAGAGGUCCAACAUCUUUUCUAGAUCUUUUAACAGUUAAUGGAAUACGAUGUGUUAACUUCAAAGAAGCAUCACAAAAAAGAGACUUACUAGAGUCUGAUCAAAGUGUUAUUGAAUGUUUAAAUGAAGCCAUCACUUUUCAAAUGCCUCAUGAACUGCGUCGAUUAUUUGCAACCGUCUUGGUAUAUUGUGCUCCAACAGAUGUGAGAGUUCUUUGGGACACAUAUUUUGAAGCAAUGUCAGAGGACUUUAGAAAAGAAAAUGAUACAUCAAAGGAGAGAUAA
Molecule: messenger RNA, 1221 nt
Organism: Erythranthe guttata (spotted monkey flower)
Lineage: Eukaryota; Viridiplantae; Streptophyta; Magnoliopsida; Lamiales; Phrymaceae
Source: RefSeq, a predicted model, not a curated record